Messenger RNA from Aspergillus bombycis, 1209 nucleotides. RefSeq names its product putative chalcone synthase. NCBI's taxonomy places the organism in Eukaryota, Fungi, Ascomycota, Eurotiomycetes, Eurotiales, Aspergillaceae. The transcript has 3 exons. Gene Ontology annotation, molecular function: acyltransferase activity, transferring groups other than amino-acyl groups. Gene Ontology annotation, biological process: polyketide biosynthetic process. The record is from RefSeq and is a predicted model, not a curated record. The coding region runs from base 1 to 1209 and encodes 402 amino acids.
AUGGCGCCCCUAUUACAUGGUACUCCUCCGCCAGAGCUCAGAAUCCACAAUGAUGUCCCUUUAUCAAAGCGUGUUGUCUCUGUUGUUGGAACGGGCGCCCAUUAUCCCUCAUACGAGUUCCCAUCUGACGAACUCGAAAAGCUAAUUUCAGCAGCCCAUGAUCCUAACGACCCAGCGAUACGAAAGACCUUGCACAUCAAUGAAAAAUCAAGAAUACAGUACCGCUAUACUGCCGUGCCAUUGGACGACCCCUACUGGAGUGGCCCAAAGCUCCCAGAUGUUGCUGGCUGUGAUGCCCUGUUCAGAAAAUAUGGUGUCCCAGUCGCAGAAGAGGCAGCGAGGAAAGCACUUGCGGACUGGAAUGGUUCUUUAAACGAUAUCACCCACAUUGUCGUAGUUACAUGUACGAACACAGCCAAUCCAGGGCUGGACUACAUGAUUUGUGAGAGGCUAGGUCUCCACAAAAAUGUGCAACGUACUCUCCUUCAUGGCGUUGGCUGUGCAGGUGGCGUCUCUGCUCUACGCACGGCAAAUGAACUUCUUCUUGGAGCAGCAUUCCAAGGAAGGCCAGGAAGAGCGCUCGUUGUUGCGUGCGAGAUUUGUACAAUCUUUUUCCGUUCAAUGCUGGAGGAUAUUGUCAAAACCCAAGAGGCAAACGUUGCCAUGGCCCUUUUCGGCGAUGGCGCUAGUGCUAUGGUGCUGAGCAAUGGGAUUGGCCCCGAAACCUUUGAACGAGCUCCUCUCUGGAAUAUUCUCAACUCUCGCACAACUCUCCUCGAGGAUUCUCUUUCUAGCCUCCAGUUCAAUAUCCACCCCAAUGGGUACAAUCCAGUGAUCACGAAGGAUGUCCCCGGACAGACUUCAGCGGCGCUUCCUUCCGGCUUUCACGACCUUAUAGCGUCUACCCCUUCAUUAUGUUCUGACAAAUCUAAUUUUGAUCCUUCUUCCUAUGACUGGGCCUUACAUCCGGGAGGUUACAGUAUCGCGGUUCUUGCACAGAGCGCCCUGGGUAUUACGGAACACCACCUGCGAAAGACCUAUGAUGUUUACCGCUUGAGGGGAAACACCAGCUCGAGCACUGUCAUCAGCGUUAUUAACGAGCUUGCCAAGGAACAAGACACCCCAGAAUCUGGACGGGGCAAAGUGAUUGUCGCUGCCUUCGGACCCGGUAUUACCAUGGAGAUGGCGGUCAUGGCGCGGCCGGCCUAG